AUGAAGUCCUUCUCCAUCGUCUCCAUCAUCGCCGCCGCGGCUGUUGGUCGUGUCGCUUCUCAGUCCACUGGCGAACUUGGUGAUGCCACCAUCGUCUCCAACCCGGCUGGUGUUGUCUAUGAGGCUGUCCUUCCCGAGAAGCCCUUCUACAAGGCCGGAUCGCUAGAGGGCAACGUCCAGGGCUCCAUCGUCGCCGUGACUGCCCCUGAUGGCAAGGGUGUCGAAUUCAAAGUCCGAUUCUCGAACCUUCCCAAGGAAGGCGGUCCUUUCACAUACCACCUCCACGUUGACCCCGUCCCCGAAGAUGGCAACUGCACCAAGACUCUCGCCCAUCUCGAUCCCUUCAUCCGCGGCGAGGCCACCAAGUGCGAUAGCUCCAAGCCCGAGACGUGCCAAGUCGGUGACCUGAGCGGCAAGCACGGCGCCGUCGCCGUCGACUACGAAAAGACCUACGUCGACCCUUACCUCUCCAUCGUCGAGGGCCCCGGCUCCUUCUUCGGCAACCGCAGCUUCGUCUUCCAUUUUGCCAACAAGACCCGCAUCAGCUGCGCCAACUUCAAGCUCAUCACCAAGCCCGACUCGCACGACAACUGCUCCACCACCACCGCGGCGACUAUGAGCGGAACCGGCGCCGCCCCUACCGCCACCUCUUCGCCGACGAGCUCCAUCGUGCCCUUCCCCGGUGCGGCCUCGACCAGCGGCGCUUCCAUCUCGCUCAUGAUUGCCGGUUUCGCCGCUGUCUUGUUCGCGCUAUGA
This is a messenger RNA of Colletotrichum fioriniae, 756 nucleotides long. RefSeq lists its product as uncharacterized. Gene Ontology annotation, molecular function: metal ion binding. The record is from RefSeq and is a predicted model, not a curated record. Gene Ontology annotation, biological process: superoxide metabolic process. Lineage: Eukaryota; Fungi; Ascomycota; Sordariomycetes; Glomerellales; Glomerellaceae.